Onthophagus taurus is the source of this 1347-nucleotide messenger RNA. Lineage: Eukaryota; Metazoa; Arthropoda; Insecta; Coleoptera; Scarabaeidae. The record is from RefSeq and is a predicted model, not a curated record.
AUGUUAGAAGAUUUACUGCCAAUGUCAAAAGAGAGAAUUGAGGAAUUACAAAACAAUGUUACAAAUGAUUUAAUCUUAAAUGAGGUGAUACAACAUAUUAAUGAAGGAUGGAAAAGUUACAAUCCUAAAAAUGUUGAUAAUGAAAUUAAGCAAUAUUACAAAUUAAGAGAUAAUUUAUCUCUACGAGAAAAUAUUAUUUUUUACAAUGAUAAAUUAGUUAUUCCUGAGUCGUUUAGAUCUAAAGUAUUAAAAUUGCUUCACACAGGUCAUUCAGGUAUAGUUAAAACAAAAUUAAGAGCAAGAAAACUCUUUUAUUGGCCGAAUAUUAACAAUUCAACAGAAAAAAUGAUAAAACGUUGCGUCGAGUGUGAAAAAUAUCAACGAAGUUGUGUGAAAGAACCUCUAUAUAAUCACGAAUUACCGGAUUUGCCAUUUAAUAAAAUAGGAUUAGACAUAGCAGAAUAUGGACGACAAAAUUAUUUAGUAACUGUAGAUUAUCUAUCAAAAUGGAUAGACAUAAUACCAUUAAACAGUAAAAGCAUUGAGGAAAUUGAGAAAAAACUUAUAAUAUUAUUUUCAACACAUGGAAUACCUAAACAGAUUAUCUGUGACAAUAAUCCAUUUAAUAGUCAUAAUUUCAGAACAUUUGCGAUUGAAUGGAAUUUUGAGAUAAAACAUUCAAGCCCGUAUUACCCGAAGUCCAAUGGACUGGCCGAAAAAGCUGUGGGUAUAGCUAAAAAUAUCAUAAAGAAAGCUAACAAUUUAAAAGACAUCUAUUCAGGACUAUUGGAAUAUAGAUGUACGCCAGUUGCAGGACUAAAAUAUAGCCCAAGUGAAAUUUUAAUGAGUCGUGUAUUGAGAUCAAAGUUACCUACAAUUAAAAAUAUUCUAAUACCAAAGGUAACAUAUAAAAAUGCCUACAUAGAACAAAAACAAAAGCAACAGAGGGUAAAGGAAAGGUAUGAUAAACAAAGCCGGAAGAAACCUUUGUUUAAGGCAGGAGAAAAUGUCACAUUUCAGGACGUACAGACAAAGACAUGGAAACCGGCGCAGGAGGUUCAGAGGACCGAAAAUCCGAGAUCUUACAAUUUAAUGACAGAAAAAAAGAAAAUUGUAAUUACGCGAAAUAGUGCGCAAAUUCGAAAAUCUUUGAAUAAACCUGUCAUAAUGGAUCCCGUGGAUGAUGUUGUAAUGCCGAGCGAUGUGAUUAAUACUAAAGAGACAGAGACUAAAAUUAUUGAUACUGAAAAGUGCCCAAUUGUACCGAAUACCGUAAUUGUAAAAGCGCCUCGUGUCCAGCGGUCGAUUAGAAAACCUGAAAGGUUAAAAGAUUACAUUCUUAGUUAA